GAAUAUAGAGAAUACAGGAAAAAUAUUGUAAAAGAACAUUUUAAAAGUAAAAGCAUGACUUUUGCCCAAAUGUAAAGUAAAUAUGUGCGAAAUGCUUAAUGGUAUUUAAGGAGGGAAACAGUGUAGUGUGAAAAUCAAAGGAAAAUGCAAAUAUUUCAUAAAUAUGCAAAUUGGACAGUUAAAAUGAAUUUGAAAACUGGGACCAAACUAGGUGAUAUUCAAUGAGCAAAACACAGGAUGUACAUGUAUGAGAUGUCAUAAUGAAACUCAUUAUUCUGUGCAAUUAUAUGCUCAUCAUAUGUAAACCUUUAAAAAGGAAACUUAAACAUGUGCGUUGUAAACAUUGUAUUCUGUCAAACUGGCUUAUUUAAACUGUACCCUAAAUCAAUGACAUCAGGGAUCACUGGUUGGCUCCUAACUUUGCCAAUACAGAUUUUGAAGCUUUUAUUUUUUUUACUAAUCAAGGAGAAUAAGGUGCUUCUUCUAAUUGCAUUUCUUUGAUUACAAGUUUGUCUUUUUUCUUGAAGAAAAAGCUAUUUGGCAUUCUUUGGGCAAUAAUCAAGCAUAUUCCAUCCCUUUGCAUUUAUCUGAAAGCUUCAUUUCAGAAUAAAUAAAACCAUGGCUUUUCCGAAAUACGUUAUAGGUCUGCCAAGUCCUGAACUUAACAAUCAUCGAGUUAUCCACACUCUGGCUUAUCUCAUCCACACUCUUAUCCACACUCUUGCUUUCUUGGGAGUCGAACUUUAUGCGGAGCGUGGAGUCGUUAUUAAACAAAUCUAGCAAGGUUUCCGUAGUGCAACUGUUUGGAUACAAAUACACUCCGAGCCUGGAAACUGCGGUGCACACCGCUCCUGUGCAUCCUGAGCGGACCACCCUACCGUGAGUGGCUGCGAGUGGCAGAGCAAAACUUUCCAGGGACACUGGUCACCAGCUGGAAGUGGAGGAAGACUUAAGUCGGCAGGGCCCACGGGCAGAGUCAGGAGGCUAGGGGUCGGGUGUGUGAGUGUGGAGGGGGCGGUGAAACUUUCUGAACAGAGAUGGAUUGGGAAGCAAGGAAGGUGCACAGCCAGGCGACAGGUGAGGUUACACCUGAGGCUCGCCCCCUUCGCCCCGCCCACAAGAGCGUGGGCGGCGCCACGGAGCCAGGGCGGGGCGACCUUUGCUCGAUCCCUAAACCAUUCGAGCGGGCGGGGCGAAGCAGCCUGGCCGGGGUGGGGUGUCCGGGUCCUCAGAGUCCGAGGUCGCCUCUUGCCAGGUGGCCCUGCCGCUCCUGCUCCUCCCAUGGGGUAGGGUUUGGCCGCGGGGGCCGCACCUGGGCGCGCGGUUUCGGUCUGACCGGACUCGGAGCCAGUUUCGAUUAGGGACAGCGGCUGGGCGAGAGGGCGGAGCGGUCGGGACGCCGGAGAGGAGGGGACUCAGUGCGAGAGGCUCAGUGGGGUCAGUCCCGCGCGCGGGGGACAAAGAGUGUCCAGAGAGCGCAGUGAGCAUCACUGCUACCCCAGCUCGGCAGCCUCGCAGACUUGGGGACCCUGGGUCCGGGGUGCGCUGCUGAGCAGGCCCGGGGGCUGGGGACCCGCGAAGCGACGAAAGGAUGCGGACGCCGGUGGUGAUGACUCUGGGCAUGGUGUUCACGCCCUGCGGGCUGCUGCUCAAUCUCAUCAGUACGCUGACCCCGGGCUGGCGGCAGCUGAAGGGCUUUCUGGACCAGCCAGUGGACGUGGUGCUGUACCAGGGUCUGUGGGACAUAUGUCGCGAACAGAGCAGCCGCGAGCGCCAGUGCGGCCAGGCCGACGAAUGGAACUACUUCCAAACCCAGCCUGUGCAGGGGGCCCGGGGACUCAUGAUCACGUCACUGGCCAUCACCGCCCUGGGGCUGCUGCUGGCGUCGCUCGGCGUGCGCUGCUGGCAAGAUGAGCCCCACUUCGGGCUAGCGGGCCUCUCGGGCAUCGUGCUUUUCGUCGCCGGCCUCUUCAGCCUCGUCCCAGUCUCCUGGUACAACCACUUCUUGGGGGACCGUAACGUCCUGCCCGCCCCGGACAGCCCGGUCACCCUGCAAGUCAGCUAUAGCCUGGUGCUGGGCUACCUCGGUAGUUGCUUGCUGCUGCUGGGCGGCUUUUCGCUGGCGCUCAGCUUUGCGCCCUGGUGCGAAGAGCGCUGUCGCCGCUGUCGCAAGGCGCCCCCCGCAGGCCCGCGCCGCAGCAGCAUCAGCACCGUCUAUGUGGACUGGCCGGAGCCCGCGCUCACACCGGCCAUCAAGUACUACAGCGGGGGCCAGCAUCGGCCUCCUCCCGCCGCCGAGGAGCACCGGGCCACCAGCAAGCUCAAGGUCGGGUUCCCGAUGCCACGGCCGCCGCCCAAGGCCUACACCAACCCGGUGGAUGUGCUUGAAGGAGAAGAGAAGACCGCCUCCUCCCAAGGCGGUUCCUCCUCUCGCAGCACUCGGCCCUGCCACAAUUCGCUGCCCUGUGACUCCGACCUGUAGACACAGCUCACCCACCGUCUACCUGAGCUGCGCCUGGGGUCUGGAGGUGAUUUGAGUUUGUGCGUUGCCAUGAUGUCUGCAACCAGAACCCUGAACACCUUACCGUUUGGAGGGCAACACUUCCUUUCCGGGGGUCAAACUCCUCCCCAGAUACUAGGCUGGGUUCGUUUACACUGAAGGAGUUUCACUUUUCUCCCGAGGGAUCAGGUCUUCUUAUGCAGGGACAAGAGUGGGUGACAUUUUGCAUACUGUUAAUCGCAGUAGCAACCACAACAAAACCGCAACCAGCCAACAGGCUUUAAAAUGGUAUACCACCUUGAAAGUACAGUAUUCUAAGUUACCCGUGAGUCUUCAUAAACGUCACUGUUGAGGUGGUUUGGCUUUUUUUGUUUGUUUGUUUGUUUUCUUCUCCGUCCCUGCUUCAGUUUCCAGAGAGCUCAAAGGGCCAAAAAUAUGUCUGUCUGACUGUGUUUGAAAGAUGUUCUAUGAAGCCAGCGGUUUUAAUGGCUUUUGUGAAGUGAAGUAACUUGUUCAAUUCAUAUUUAUAUUUCUUUGUGCCUACGUAGUAUUUUUCUUUUCUAAUCCCUUAUUUCUGUGUGGGAGGUUGAGCUUAUUCAAAAGAUUGUCUUCCAGAAGCCAGAAGAAUGAAGAACUUGACACUACACUAUUCUGUUUGUUCCUGGAUACCUCACCCCGGACAGAGAUAUAUUUUAUACA
Messenger RNA from Peromyscus californicus insignis, 3199 nucleotides. RefSeq names its product claudin 23 (gene Cldn23). Gene Ontology annotation, molecular function: structural molecule activity. The record is from RefSeq and is a predicted model, not a curated record. NCBI's taxonomy places the organism in Eukaryota, Metazoa, Chordata, Mammalia, Rodentia, Cricetidae. Bases 1592 to 2482 code for a protein of 296 amino acids. Gene Ontology annotation, cellular component: bicellular tight junction; plasma membrane. The transcript has a single exon. Gene Ontology annotation, biological process: cell adhesion; bicellular tight junction assembly.